Molecule: messenger RNA, 1216 nt
Organism: Clupea harengus (Atlantic herring)
Lineage: Eukaryota; Metazoa; Chordata; Actinopteri; Clupeiformes; Clupeidae
Product: L-rhamnose-binding lectin CSL3-like
Exons: 9
Coding region: 45-713 (222 amino acids)
Molecular function (GO): carbohydrate binding
Source: RefSeq, a predicted model, not a curated record
UAUUUAAACAAACACAACACUUCCUCUAGCUGACACUUUUCACAAUGCAGACAUUCUUCGGACUUAUUGCAUUUAUCGCCCUGUGCCAGAAUGGCAUAGAGGCCAGGGGUGCAGUAUGUGAAGGCAGGACAGCACAUCUCCCCUGUGAAAGGGGCUUCAUCAAGUUGAUCUCAGCCAGCUAUGGACGGAGUGACAGAACCACCUGCAGCAGCGGACGCCCAUCAAAUCAGCUUUCAAACACCCAAUGCCACCAGUACCGGUCUCGACGCAUCAUGUCUGACAGGUGCGAUGGAAUGUCUAGUUGUACUGUACCCGUUACAAACUCUGUGUUCUCUGAUCCUUGUCGUGGGACUUAUAAAUACUUGGAUGUAUCUUUCACAUGCCUCCCAGCCAGCAGAAGUGUAACUUGUGAAAACUCCCGGAAUGUUAUCAGCUGCGCCAGGGGAAGCCUGUCUAUUCAUCACGCCAAUUAUGGAAGGAGGGAUCGCCUGACCUGCCCCCAUAGACUAGCAACAACCUCCCACUGUUACCACUCUCAAACAAGCAACCUACGCUCCAGAUGCAAUGGGAGGAAUUCCUGUCAGUUACAUGCUUCAAACGCCAUCUUCUCUGAUCCCUGUCGUGGUGUCUACAAGUACUUGGAAGUGACAUAUAGUUGUAACAACCAUAUCACCUCUUCUGGAGAAAUCACAGCUGCAGAACAGGACACAUAAUGAGAGCUAUUGUAGUGAGCUUCACAAUCACACACAGCAGUGUAAAUAUUAAAGUAGAAUGUAUGUAUAUUGCAAAAUGUGCAAAAUAUGCAUAAUUACUGCUGAACCAGCAUUUUUUUUACCAAGUUAGAAAUGACACGUAUGGCAUACAAGACCAUUUAAUUUUUUUGUUGUUUGUAUAUAUUAAAACAUAAUUAAUUCACCUUUACAGUAAUGCCUUAAAGAGGAAUUCAUGUUUUGAACAUUGAUCAAUAGUAUGUAUGACAACAAACAGCACUGAAUCUUAAAUAUUUCUAAAUAGAAUAAAUGCAGUUUAGAGUGAUAAUGACUUCAGUGUAUCCUUCAGUAGGGUCUUGAACGAAUGGAAAUGAAUGAAUCUGAAACAGAAAUCUUGUGUAAACUAUAUUACUAUUUAUCUUAAGGGAUGGCAAGGACAAAUUAUUAUGUGCAUUAUAUGGAAAUGUGGUUUAUGUUCAAAUUAAAGAAACAUUUUACAAACAUUA